CCAUUACACAUACUAAUGGUGCCGUUGAGCGCCGUCGGCCACAUAAACGCCUGUAUCGGGUUAGCCCAACCGUUGUUGGCAGCUGGUCAUCGGGUAUCCAUGACGUUGACUGAUAGUUGGCGCGGCAAACUAACAAAGUACGGCAUCGAGGAAGUGAUAAUCAAAGCCUUUGGUCAACCGUUGGACAAUUCGGCUGUCGGUGCUGAUGUCCAUGGCAGUGGUAAACAAUCGGUAACCGAUGGCAUCAAACAUCUGUUAGAGGACGGUAGUGUUGCCGAUCUGACACCGUUGGAAAAGGCCAGCCGAUUUGGACCGAAAGUACGCCGAUGGAUGGAAAGGACUGUCCAAUUGGACAUUGAGUUGGACAGAGUAAUACCGGAGCUGAAACCAGAUUGUCUGAUUCUCGAUCAGUUGACUCAUAUAACGGCUGCCGAGCGGUCAGGUUUGCCGUAUGUAUUAUCAUGGAGUCCGGGGCCGCUGCUAAUAACCAGCGGAAGUGAUGAACGAUUGCCUCCCUGUGCUUCAGGACUGUCGGCUUAUGGCGAUCCAAACGAGUGGAAACAAUACCGACAGGUUUUUGGUUCAGCCAUUCACGACGUCUGGCAAGAGUUUAACUCAUAUGUUAUCUCUCGAGGCUGUCGACCUCUGGCCACCAAUUGUCUGACUAAACCAGACAAUUGUCUGAAUCUAUACGGCUAUCCACUAGAGUUAGACUAUCAGGACGUACGACCAUUGCCUGGAAAUUUCUAUCGUUUUGAUAAUCUUAUGCGUCGUCAGGAAAUCCUUGACAACAACAAUCCGGCGGUGUUUGACAUACCGGAGCCGUUACGGCGGCAAAAACUGGGAAAACUAGUCUACUUUUCGAUGGGUACACUCGGAUCGGUAGAUGUGGUUAAUAUGAAACGAUUGGUCAAUAUAUUAGCUAAAUCGCCGAACAGGUUUAUCGUAUCGAUGGGACCCAAACACUACGAGUACUCACCACUGCCGGCCGCAAACAUGUGGGGUCAGUCAUCGGUACCGCAAACUCAGGUAUUGCCACUGGUCGAUCUGGUCAUUACUCACGGCGGUUCAAAUACGGUUACCGAAACUAUGGUCUACGGCAAACCCAUGAUAGUGUUGCCAUUGUUUGGCGACCAAUGGGACAAUGCUCGCCGGCUGGACGAUCUUGGCUUCGGUAUUCAAUUGGAUGCCUAUCGGUGUACCGAAUCGGAGCUAUUAGCGGCAGUGGACCGGCUGACUGCUGAUACCGAGUUGGCCAAAAAAUUGAGCCAAAUUGCCGAACGUAUUCAAUCCGAAAAUAGUUUAACAAAAUUGCCGCAAAUUUUAGUCGAUUAUGUCAAUGGAUAUCGAAAAUUAUAA
Molecule: messenger RNA, 1359 nt
Organism: Oppia nitens
Lineage: Eukaryota; Metazoa; Arthropoda; Arachnida; Sarcoptiformes; Oppiidae
Product: demethyllactenocin mycarosyltransferase-like
Exons: 3
Coding region: 16-1359 (447 amino acids)
Molecular function (GO): UDP-glycosyltransferase activity
Source: RefSeq, a predicted model, not a curated record